AUGUUCAUAACAGCACACUGUUUUCGUCAUUGUAUACAGGGCGUCGGCUCAACGAGCUGGCACACCAGGGACUGCCCUCGGGGACGAUCGAAAAGGUGCCGCCCGGUGUGCGCUUCCCGAGCACUCCCAGCGCUACGUGCGACGCAGGAUCGUACAGAGACUGCUGCGAAACUGACAGUGGCGAGUAAUGGUGAUGCUCCAGUUUACUGCUACAUCGCCAGUUCACCGUUCAAGAACGAUUACCUGGAGCGCGUCCUUAACGCCCGCGUUUACGAAGCGGCCGUUGAGACACCGCUUGACAACGCUCCGCUGCUGUCGCGUCGCCUUGGUCGACGAGUCCUGCUCAAACGCGAGGAUCUCCAGCCAGUUUUCAGUUUCAAGAUCCGUGGCGCCUACAAUAUGAUCGCACUCACAGACAUGAGCCAGUACGAAGGCGGAGUCGUUGCAGCCUCCGCUGGUAACCACGCGCAGGGCGUUGCACUGAGUGCGCAGCUGCUCGGGUUGCGUGCCACCAUCGUGAUGCCUUGCACCACACCGUCGAUCAAAGUGAAUGCGGUUCAUCAACGAGGCGCUGAAGCCGUGCUCCACGGCGACACGUUCGAUGACGCACAGGCACAUGCACUGGCGCUGGCAGCGGAGCGUGGGGCGCUUUUCGUGCCCCCGUUCGACCAUCCCGAUAUCAUUGCGGGUCAGGGAACGAUCGCUCUGGAGAUACUUCGCAAGCAUCCUGGACCCAUUGAGGCAAUUUUUGUGCCAGUUGGUGGGGGCGGUCUCAUCGCUGGCAUUGCUGUGGUUGUGAAGCGCCUUCGUCCCGAGAUACGGAUUAUCGGUGUCGAGCCGUUCGAUGCCGAUGCCAUGUACCAGAGCCUGCAGGCUAGUCAACGGGUCCGUUUGGCGCAGGUCGGGGUAUUCGCUGAUGGGGUUGCAGUGAAAGAGGUCGGCACCGAGACGUUUCGCCUGUGUCGAGACCUCGUCGAUGAGGUCAUCCGUGUCGAGAACGACGAAAUCUGCGCAGCCAUUAAGGACAUGUUCGAGGACACACGCUCGAUCCUGGAGCCGGCUGGGGCACUCGCUAUUGCCGGCUUGAAGCGCUACGCGCAGCGGAACAUGGACACUAGCACUAGCACUAGCAAUAGCACUAGCAGCAGUAGCAGUAGCAGCAAUAGCAGUAGCAGUGGUACCCUCAUUGCCAUUGCGAGCGGUGCGAACACCAACUUCGAUCGACUUCGACACGUCAGUGAGCGAGCAGAGAUCGGCGAGCACCGUGAGGCGGUACUAGCGGUUCGUAUCCCGGAACGGCCGGGCGCCUUUCGGGCGAUGAUGAACGCACUCGGGCCGGGUGCCAAUAUCACCGAGUUCAACUACCGCUACGCAUCACCGGAAGUUGCGCAUGUGUUUGUGGGACUCUCGGUCUCGGAUCGACGCGGUGCUGCAGCAGCAAUAUCAAAGCUUGCCGCCCAAGGGUUUGUGGCUACAGAUCUCACCGACAAUGAGAUGGCGAAGUUGCACUUGCGCCACUGCGUUGGGGGCAUGGGUGGACCACACUUCGCCCCAGCGCACGAGAUUGUCUACCGCUUUGAGUUCCCGGAGCGCCCAGGGGCGCUAGCACGAUUCCUGAAUGGUCUUCGUGGCUGGAAUAUUACCCUGUUUCAUUAUCGGAAUCACGGUAGCGAUGUUGGUCGGGUGCUUGUCGGCUUGCAGGUGCCGCCAUUGGAGCGUUCCACCUUCUUAGAGUUUGUGGAGCGCCUUGGCUACGCGUACGUGGACGAGACCCAGAAUAUCGCCUACCGGAUGUUUCUGCGUCUGGGGGAUACUCCAUGA
Cyanidioschyzon merolae strain 10D is the source of this 1821-nucleotide messenger RNA. Its product is annotated as threonine dehydratase, biosynthetic. Lineage: Eukaryota; Rhodophyta; Bangiophyceae; Cyanidiales; Cyanidiaceae. Gene Ontology annotation, biological process: L-threonine catabolic process. The coding region runs from base 1 to 1821 and encodes 606 amino acids. Gene Ontology annotation, molecular function: threonine deaminase activity; pyridoxal phosphate binding. The transcript has a single exon. The record is from RefSeq and is a predicted model, not a curated record.